CAUCUCGAUUGUAGCUAAACAAGCUGUUUGAGUGAGUUGAGAAAGAAGAUAACGUAGAUGGUGUAAAAGAAGAAAUGGUUUCAUCAAGAUCAAGAUCAAGAUCAAGAUCAAGCGCUGCGGCUGUCAUUCUUGUUUCCAGACGAAGCGUCAACGGAGACCGCGCCGCCGAGCCCAACGACGGAGACGGCGAAGUGGAUCCCCCUCCUGCCGUCGCAGUCCCCACGCAUGCCGAAAAUAUCGCAAAAGCCACAGAGAAAGUUGCAGAAGCACGGGCUGCCUUGGAAGCAGCUAAGGUUGCCAAUGACCCCGCCAUAACCUGCGCAUCUGAAACAACCACCUUCACCGCCGGCGCUGUUGCAAUAAUGCUCCUCACCGCUAAUCUUGAUGUUAUCCAAAGAAAGGUACCCAUCGCCGCUCAUUGCGCCCUGGCGGAGAAAAGGGUCCGCGACGCGGCCUUUGGAGUGCACGUCGGCGUCACCGCAGCCCGCGACAAAAUUGACGAGGCCCGAGCUGCGGCCAAUGCUGCUUCGAAUGCUCUCGAUGGAAUCUUCAACGUCGACGCUUCCCCUGAUCCCCAUCUUGCGGCAUACCUUGGUAUUGCAUUUGACCCCACCGUCAUAGACCCCUCGCCCGCCGAAGUCGAAGAAGGCUCGCUCAUUGCACAAUCCGUGGAGGACAUUGAAAAAGAUGCCGAAGAUCUCACCCGCGAUGUCAACGACCUCAAUAAUAUGGUGGCGAUCAACGUCAACAUGGCCACCCUAGCAGCUGAUACAGCUCUCACUAUAGCUGCCACCAGUAUAGCAGCCACCGCGGCCGUGAGAAUCACACACGCCCCCAUCCGAGCCCACGACGGCGUCGUCGAAGCCCGCAACGCGGUUGUCCAAAACCUCGGCACUAGUGAGGUCUUCCGGGCUGUCAUGGCCUAUGCCGCAGCGGUGGCCACCGCUGAAGCGGCCGAUGAAGAAAUAGGAUAAAAUUGACUACAUGUACUUACUUUGACGAAUAGGAGAUAUUGACUAUGUACUUGCAAUUUCCAAAUAUUCUCCUUUCUAAAUCCAUAUUUCUUU
This is a messenger RNA of Salvia hispanica, 1067 nucleotides long. The record is from RefSeq and is a predicted model, not a curated record. Lineage: Eukaryota; Viridiplantae; Streptophyta; Magnoliopsida; Lamiales; Lamiaceae.